Messenger RNA from Coffea arabica (coffee), 5926 nucleotides. Lineage: Eukaryota; Viridiplantae; Streptophyta; Magnoliopsida; Gentianales; Rubiaceae. The record is from RefSeq and is a predicted model, not a curated record.
GAGGGUACUAUGAUACCACUACACCAGAUGCGCGACGUUGGUAACUUGAACCUCCAAAUCUUGCUUGAACAAGUAAAUGAAAUAAUCAGUAAAGCAACCUAUUAUUGGCGAGUACGAGGCCGGUGGGCAGUUCAUAGUAAAGCGAUGGGCGGUGGCGGUGCGAGAGUUUAUGCUUUAUUGUAGAAGAGACUGGAGCUGACCUGAUGUGUAUCUGAAAGUUGGUUAUUAAUUUCUCAUGGUAGAUGCUAUGUGAUGAAGUUUAUCAAUGAUUUUUUCUUUUGGCAGAUGAUAUGAUAUUUUAUGAAGCUUAUCAAUGAUUUUAGUAGUAUUACUUCUUUUGGGUUUUUAGUCUUCUCUUUAAGUUGCAUCUGAUGUUUGGAAUCGCAAAUUUUAUAUACCCUCACAAAUCCAGCACGCUUAGUGCUUGUGGUCACAUAGAUAAUUGUUGAUUAACUUGAAGAAGUUUCUGCAAUCCGUUUCCCGUUUCUGCUUAUUAGAUUGGUCUGUUUCUCUUACAAGCAUCCGCUUGUGGGUUUUUUUGAUGCCCUGCUAUCUGUAACAUUUGUACCUUUUUGUUCUUGUGGGUUUUCACAUAUGAGAAUUAACCACCCCUGUCUCAUAUAUUGCUUUGACUCAUUUGUUACUCCAUGUGUUUUUGAUGAACUUUGGAUAGCAGUUUGAAAUGAUUGGUUAUCAGCUAUAUUAUCAGCCUUUUUUUUUUUUAAAAAAAAGGAAAAAGAAAUGCAAGCUUUACUGCAUACCCUUUCAUCUUGAAAGGUAAAUGUUAUUUAAUCAAUGUAAUUGCAAUUGCAGGAGGAAAAAUUCUGACCUUUAACUUGAGCUAAGAGGACUUGAUGCUGUUUGUGUUGUUGUCCUGUAUUGCAUCAUAGCCCAUUUUGAAAUGGGAAUCCUUUGCUAAGCCACAUUGAAUUUUUGGUGCAAUGGAGAUGUGUUUUCUUGUAUUGAUGCAUCCUGCAAAUGUUUUCAUUUAAAUCACCUGCAGAAUUUACUUGAGCACCAUUUGCAUUCAUAUUACAAUUUAUGCUACAAUUCGGUUUCAUAUAUUUCCAUCCUUAUAGUGAUAACUCAUACGGAAAUACAUUACAAUUAAAAUUAAAAGUAAUUUGUUGACACAAUGAAUUGCUUCUUCUGCACAUUUUCUCUGUCCUGAACUGUUCUCUGGAAAAAAUUGUGGUGAGUGCAUAAGAACUCCUCUCCUGUUGAGCUUUGGACAGCAUACUCCUAUGUUUUUCAAUAGCAAUAGUUUCUGGUGAUCUAAGAGGAGCACUAGGGGCAUGGUUGCGUAUUAGAAAAUAGUAUCAAAUUUCCUUACCUAUGCGUUACAUCCAGCAAAGUAGAAGGGUAGGCACAUCAGUGGACUAUGUACAGCCUUGCUCUAUGCUCUUUUAAACUCUUGCAUCUUCUAUGCCAGUUUCCAGCCUGCCUAUUCCUAGAAGCACCAUAGCCUUCAAUGGAUAUGAAUUCCAGCUUUCUUUCUUCCUUCACAGUGAUGUCCAGUGCAUUGUUCUUGAGGAAAUUAAAGUUCUCUGCUGUUAUAAUUUAUAAACUUCUCUAGCAGUAACUGAAAACUGUUUCAGUUUCUUUGACUUCUUUCCUCACAUUAUGGGAAUCUUGAAGAUUACUUCCCGCUGGACUUUUGGCUGUGAACCAGGGGUCUUGUUUCUUGCUUAUUGCUGAUUUUAUAUUGGGAUUUCCUGAUAUCCUGGUUCACUCCUCCUGAUUCCACGUGUUGACCAGUUUGGUUACCAAUGUUCUAGGUUAAGGUAUACCAUGCAGCUCUUGCCUUUUAAAUCACAAAACUUUUUAUUCAAGAGUUCAAACCUGACUUCAGGAGGAUUAGUCCUAUUCUACAUCAAUCAAGAUAUUGUCAACCAAGCUGUGUGUCUAUAGAAUUAGGUUGCUUUUCUUGCUAUCAAGGUACAGAUUUCUAUUUAAAAACUUUCUUCCCACGUUACUCUUACUUUGCCCGUGGUUUCACUCUUCCCUGAUGUAGCUAUUAACAACCUUGGCAAUAUUUUGUAAUACCAGUAACAUGCUAGCAAUAUAUUUCCCUUGUAUAUUUGUGAAUUCUUUCAACAUAGCUCAAUUCAAGUUUCAGUCAGAUGGGGAAUCCAGGAAGGAGAGAAAUAGCUAUGGAAUGGAGUAUCUUUGCCUUCCAACUUUUAUUAAUUUACUUGUACAUUUUUUUUUUGUGCAAGUUCUAUUUCAACUUUGCUUUUCCAGGGUGUUCACUGUUUUUGAGUCGGUGUGUGGAGCAUGUAGAGUUGUUGGCUACAUUUAACUUUUUUUGGCUUGAAGCUCCAGUGAUGAAGUUAGUCAGCUUUAGUUGUCGUUCCAAUUGCUGAAGCUCUGUCAUAUUUCUAGAGCCACAUGUAGAACAGAAGGGACAGCUGAGGAGCUGGCUUAACAUUUUUCCUUUGGUCGCUACUUGCAUUGCUUCAAGUAUUGGAGUCAGUCGAAAGUUGUGAAUUUUACUAUUUCUGAUAGCAUGCUAUGCUGCAAAAAUCUCUCUCUCUCUCUCUCUCUAGUUUCUUUUAGUUUUCUGUCCACCAUUGUUUUACUGUUUUCUUUUUUUUUUUUUUUCUGGUGUUGUUUACUUUGGCUAAUGGAGGAUCAUAGGUGGGGCAAAUUAUGGAAAGGAUGGAGGGCAUCUGAUAUGGCCUCCUCAUGUCCUUGCUUAAUCGAAAACUGUAACGUGAACAGCAAGCACCCUUGAAUUGGGAUGGUGGAUCAGUCAAAAGAUAAUUUAAGAGCGAUUCUAUCUCCUUCGGCUCUUUCAUCACUUGUUCUGUUGAUAAAACAAGUCAGUAUCUUAAUCGUUGCUUGAAUGUUUCUACAGCUUGAACGCCAGCACAUGUUUUGGCAGAGAGCCAGUGAGUGCACGCGCUGGAUUUGCACUUUCUAAGUUGAAACUACCACUCGAGUCAAGCAAGCAAGAAGAAUUUAACAGUGAACGUGGAUGAAAAUCGGUCAGUCAGGGGCAUCAUGCUGUGCAACCAAAAUGUGUGGAUUUAACAGUGCGUGGCCUCUUAUUAUGAUUGGGAUCGGCGUUCAAUGAAAUCGUAUCACGUGCAAAGUGGGUAUCACGUGCAUAGCUUAAGAUACUUGAGAGCCUUGACCAAAAGAGGAUACCCUAAUUGUCAAUCGACUAUCAUUGUGAAUGAAGUAUCUACCCAAUUAAAAGUUUCUCGUUGCCCUUAUGUUUUCAGCUUUGGCAAAAAGAAUAAAUUCUUUUAUUGCUGCCCUUGUUGUUUUCCUCGGACAUGAAUAUAAGCAUUGUACGACAAGUUGAAGAAAAUGGCAAAAACGGCCCCUCAGUUGAGGUUAUAAGUUUGGCUUUGAUCGUUUUUCAUCCAGCUCGGAUGUUAAUGUCGUAUGUUCAUCAUAGUAUCACCUUACUUCUGAUCUUCUUUCCACGACAAACAUGUACUUGAGUUGCAUAUGUAUAGGUUCCCAUUCAGAGUGGGAGAUAUGGGUUGAGUGGCCUGAGGAGAUAAUAAUGUAAGUGAGAGAGGUACCGACUACCGAGCACUUCACUUGCAUUAAAAAGAAGAAAAAGGUUCGAAUCUAGAAUUCUUCCUUUGUCGGCUUGGUAAUUGGAAUAUGUCCGAAAAAUAAUAGUGAAGCCAGGAUUGAUAUUUGAUGCAAGAUUUCAGGAUACGAGGAUCCUCACUAGCUGACAUUGAAGCAUUGUGCUUAUCGAAACAAAUCUAGUCAGGAGCUGCGUGUUGAUUUUCAACUUUGAUGUUGAACCUAAGUUACUGCGUAUAUUCCAACUGCCGGCCGUUCUUCCUGUCACCUUCUUCCUCUCCUCCGACUUUUCAGACCCCCCUUCCCCAACGAACAGUAUAUAUUGAACGCAGACACCCAACAGUAGGGCCAUGUCAUCAGCAACACAAUCAUGGCUUACGCGAAGACAGCCGUUAACCGGCAAGAGGCGCUCUUGAUCAUAGUAUUCGCUUUCUUGAUUUCAUUCUCGUCUAUUAUGGCUUCUACUGAUGCUUUGGAUUCAUGUAAACCAACUGAUUCAGGCCCUGUUGUGAAGACCACGCCUUUAGUUUCCUUUCUUGAGACUGUUCAACAAACGUCCCUCAAAACGUUUGGGCACAAAAACUUUGAUCCCAAGCUUUACGUCGACGUGUCCUUGAAAUACAAUCUUAAUACUACCGUGGAGGCUUUUAAUAAGCUUUCAAUUGCUGAUAACGGGUCGGUUUCUGUUAGCGACUUGAAUGAUUUUUUAGCCCAAUAUUUGGAGGGUGCUGAUGAGGAUUUGGUGUAUGCUGAGCCAGUGGACUUUGUUGCUGAGCCUCGAGAUUUUCUACCCAAUGUGGAGAACCCUGAGAUGAGAGCUUGGGCAUUGGAAGUCCAUUCCCUCUGGAAGAAUUUGAGCAGGAAAGUUUCUGACACGGUUCUGGAGAAGCCUGAAUUGCAUACUUUGCUGCCAUUGCCUAAGCCUGUUAUUAUUCCAGGAUCCAGGUUUCGAGAGGUUUAUUACUGGGAUUCUUACUGGGUAAUCAGGGGCUUGCUGGCCAGUAAAAUGUAUGUCACGGCAAAAGGAAUCGUGACCAACCUUAUUUCCUUAAUUGAUGAAUUCGGUUAUGUACUUAAUGGUGCAAGGGCAUAUUACACUAACAGGAGCCAGCCCCCACUCCUGAGUUCUAUGAUCUUUAACAUAUACAAUCAAACAGGAGAUGAGGAAUUUAUCAAAAGUUCCCUUCCUGCGCUGCUUAAGGAGUAUGAGUUUUGGAAUUCAGGAAUACAUAAGGUGUCCAUUAAAGAUGCUCAAGGAGAGAUCCACAAUUUAAGUCGGUACUAUGCAAUGUGGAAUACUCCUAGGCCUGAAUCUUCAUCAAUUGACCAAGAAACAGCUUCAAGGCUUUCAAAUGUUUGUGAGAAAACACAGCUGUACCGUGAACUGGCAUCAGCAGCUGAAUCUGGAUGGGAUUUCAGUACUAGAUGGAUGAGGAAUGCAUCUGAUCUUACAACAUUGUCUACAACAUACAUAGUUCCUGUGGAUUUGAAUUCAUUCAUUCUGAAGAUGGAACUUGACAUAGCCUUUUUGGCAAAUGUUACUGGAGAGAGUAGCAUAGCUGCAAGAUUUACAGAAGCUUCUGAAGCUAGGAAAAAGGCAAUGAAUGCAAUACUUUGGAAUGCAGAGAAGGGGCAGUGGUUUGAUUACUGGCUUGCUGAGACCAAUACUUCCAAGGAUGCAUAUACCUGGGAAGCUUCAAACCAGAAUCAGAAAUCAUUUGCAUCAAACUUCAUUCCCUUGUGGGUCAACUUGUUUCAUUCAGACGCAAUGAUUAUGGAGAAAGUCAUUCAAAGUUUCCAAACUUCAGGCUUGCUUCGUCCUGCAGGGAUCGCAACUUCUUUGACAAAUACAGGACAACAAUGGGACUUUCCAAAUGGUUGGGCACCUCUUCAACACCUAAUUGUUGAGGGAUUGGUGAGAUAUGGGUCGGAGCAAGCAAAUUCAUUAGCCAAAGACAUUGCAUUGAGAUGGAUUAGAACCAAUUAUGUUGCUUACCAGGAAACAGGGGCAAUGCAUGAGAAGUACGAUGUUGAAAAAUGUGGAGAAUUCGGAGGUGGCGGUGAAUAUAAGCCUCAAGUUUUGGAUGGUCAAAUGGAGUUGUAUUGGCAUUUUUAGAGGAAUUUGGAUGGCCAGCAGACGUGAAGGUGGGUUGCCAGUGAGCAAGGACAUAAAGAAACAUAUAACCCUGCUCUACUGUAGCGAAAAAGAUGUAGGCUGCAUUACAUAUAAUACUUGUUGGUAAAAUUUGAAGAUUCUGUCAUCUUUAAAAGUCGCAGCUGGCAAUUCAUUACCUCUUAGCCUGUAACUGGAGUUGAAAUGUGCCAUUGAUAUAAAUUGUCCUUGUCUAAUAAAGCAGAAUCAAUUCACUGUUCU